AUGAAGCUUCAAGAAAGAAAGAAAUUCUUUUUCUACAUCAGUGUUAAGACUGGAGGGAUUGUCGUGGAAUUGGCACGUGAAAUACCUUUCACGUGUCACGCAAACCGUCCCUGGCUUGAUCCGUAUGAAAAUCCCAGCUUCCUAAAUCUGUUUCUUGUUCCCCUAUUAUUGAUUAUGGACUACAUAAUGUACUGUUAUCAGAGCAACUCCUGCACGCAAGUGACUAUGAGUACAUUUGAUCCGAGAGCAACAUAUUCUCGAGAUAUCGAAAGCCUAGAACAGGGAUUCUCACCUGUCGCAGAAUGUCAAUCGCGAGAUCUUGACCUGCUAAACAUGUUGCCAAUAUCAGUGAAGUAUCAAGAAACAUCUGACUUCUGUCUCAAAUUAGAAGUUUUCGGAGUCGCAAUUGUUUGUUCACUCUCAUUUAAAAAUCUAAGACCCAAACAUUUCAUCGAGGGCCUGAAAAUGACGUACAACAUUGCUUCAUCUCUAUCUAGCUUUGCCCGCACUCUUCCGACCCCGCGUUUCAGAAUCCUUCAUGCACGGAGCUUGCAUCAAUGCACCACAAGCUUCACGCCACUGAUCUCUUCGCACAUCCAUAGGCUAAAUAGAUCUCCAGGCUUCACCAAAAAUCGAAAUGGCCGACAGGGCGAUGGAUACCAAUCACCCUAG
Messenger RNA from Lindgomyces ingoldianus, 672 nucleotides. RefSeq lists its product as uncharacterized. Bases 1 to 672 code for a protein of 223 amino acids. The record is from RefSeq and is a predicted model, not a curated record. The transcript is spliced from 3 exons. Lineage: Eukaryota; Fungi; Ascomycota; Dothideomycetes; Pleosporales; Lindgomycetaceae.